This is a messenger RNA of Pelodiscus sinensis (Chinese soft-shelled turtle), 4166 nucleotides long. NCBI's taxonomy places the organism in Eukaryota, Metazoa, Chordata, Testudines, Trionychidae. The record is from RefSeq and is a predicted model, not a curated record.
UUAGCAUGUGGUUUCUAUUUCCUAUUUUCGUUAGUGCACCUUUUUAAUUCUUAGAUUUCUUAGCAAGGAAUAAAUUAUCUCCUUGUCCUGAAAUAUUGUAAUCAUAAGACUUGGUUUAGGAAGUGCUGCUUAGAAUGCCAUGCUGUCUUUUUAAAAAAAAUUAAGGGCUGUCUUGUCUGGAAUGAGAAUUUUUAUCUCCGAGAGUGCUGUUUUUGUGUGACAUGUAUAAUAAAGAAAACAAGUGUAUGGAAUCUGUAGACUGAGUUUGUAUCAUUUAAUUAGUAGCUGGACAUUACCCCGUAGGAAGUCUGGCAAGGUUUUUGUGUGUGUGUAUGUGUAUGUUGUCUGCUUUCUUUGAUCACUUGUGUGGUAAAUAGACAUGCAGAGUAACUAUGGCAACAUGUGCUGUAGGUUUGUGGGAACAGAAGGGAUUCAAUCACUGGACAAAGGCCAGUUUGUUAGAAUAGUUGGUUAUGAUCAGAAAAAGGUGUCACCAAACAGGACAUUUAAAAACAUAAGUUUUGAAAAACUCAUAUAUCUUUUACUAAUUGGAAAAUAACAUUUACUUUUGUAGCUAUGAAAGAUCAUGCCAUGUUCAAGGGUGGAUCUGGAGAAGGGAAACAAGAAAAAAAUCUGAGUAUAAAAUGAUGCUAUGUGAUUACUAUGCAGUAUAUGUCUUUUGUAAAACUGCCUUUGAACCAAAUGCACAUAUUAGGGCAGGCAUUAAACGUUUUAAAAAUAAAUCUUUAAAUAUUUAAACUAGUCAGUGGUUUGUGUAUUACAGCAGGAAACUGGCCUUCUACAGUGUCUAAAAACAAGUCUUUGUAAAACCAGUGAUCAAGAUACUGUACUUAUUUCAGUUACCUACCUGUAGAGGUCAGACUUGAAGUUCACAAAAACUUUACAUGAUAGAAUUUAAACCAGAGUUAAAACAGUAAACAUUCCAGAGCAGACUUCUUUAUUAACUUUAUACUGAAUUAAUUAAUUAUCAUUUUAUAAAUAGCAUAUGAUUAAAUAGUCUGGUGUGCAUAAUCAGCUUGGAAUAAAUAAAAAAGGAACCUUCUCCCCUAUCUUUAACAGAACCAAACCUAAACCUUUUAUUGGGUUCUAAAUUAUUUAGUGUAUAUCUCUCUCACUAAUCCCCAACAGGCCUUCUACCUUUGAUGAAAUGCAUCUCAGGUUCUCAGAAUGUCUGGCAUUCUUUGCUGGGCUAACUGCUGACUUCCAAUCUAACAAAUUCCAGGGCUUCUGGGGGAUCAAGGGUGGGGGCAGUGCAUUCUGGACUGCUUCUAACCUGGGGAAGCCUUUGCACUCAGUUCAAAACAGUUCCAGACCUUAGAGCCCAUCAACAGAAUAGCUCCAAAGAUAGCUGAUCAGCUUCCCUGGAUUUCGCUGACGACACAGGAAAGCUUUGCUUGAAGAUGGAAACACUGGAGUCGGAAUUGACCUGCCCUAUCUGUCUGGAGCUGUUUGAAGACCCACUGCUGCUGCCUUGUGCUCACAGCCUCUGUUUCAACUGUGCGCAUCGCAUAUUAGUCUCCCACUGUGCCACCAACGAAUCAGUGGAAUCCAUCACUGCCUUCCAGUGCCCUACUUGUCGUUAUGUCAUCACUCUCAAUCAACGUGGUCUAGACGGAUUGAAGCGCAACGUCACUCUGCAGAACAUUAUCGACAGAUUUCAGAAAGCUUCAGUGAGUGGGCCCAAUUCUCCUAGCGAAACCCGCCGAGAGCGGGCAUUUGAUAGCAACAGCAUGUCAUCCAGUGAAAAAGUUCUGUGCCAGUUCUGUGACCAGGACCCUGCCCAGGAAGCAGUGAAGACGUGUGUCACUUGUGAGGUAUCCUACUGCGAGGAGUGCCUCAAAGCGACUCACCCGAACAAGAAGCCGUUCACGGGCCACCGUUUGAUAGAGCCCAUUCCGGACUCUCACAUCCGAGGAUUAAUGUGUCUGGAGCAUGAAGACGAGAAAGUUAACAUGUAUUGCGUGACUGAUGACCAGUUAAUUUGUGCCUUGUGUAAACUGGUUGGACGGCAUCGUGAUCAUCAGGUGGCAGCUUUGAGUGACCGCUAUGACAAAUUGAAGGGGGGAAUGGUGGAGCAGCACUCCAGAUGUUCAGAUGCUUUCUCAAACAUCGCGUCUAAAAACUGGACUAAAAGUCUCAUGCAAACAGGAUGUCAUGAGAUUUCUGUUUCUGGCUGGCAAAAUUUGGAGAAUAAUCUCACAAACCUUAUUAAGAGGAACACUGAACUGGAAACUCUGUUGGCUAAACUCAUUCAAACCUGCCAACAUGUGGAAGUGAAUGCAUCACGACAAGAAACCAAGCUGACAGAGGAAUGUGACUUACUUAUUGAAAUAAUCCAACAGAGACGACAAAUUAUUGGAACCAAAAUCAAAGAAGGGAAGGUGGUGAGACUGAGAAAAUUAGCUCAGCAGAUUGCAAACUGCAAACAGUGUAUUGAGCGCUCCACAUCGCUCAUCUCUCAGGCUGAACAGUCUCUGAAGGAGAGUGAUCAUGCACGCUUCCUGCAGACUGCUAAAAAUAUCACAGAGAGGGUCUCCAUGGCUACGGCAUCAUCCCAGGUGUUAAUCCCUGAAAUUAAUCUCAAUGAUACUUUCGAUACGUUUGCGCUUGAUUUUACCCGGGAGAAAAAAAUGUUGGAAUGCCUUGAUUAUCUUACAGCUCCUAACUCUCCAACUAUUAGAGAAGAACUCUGUACAGCUUCUUACGACACAAUCACUGUCCACUGGACCUCAGAUGAUGAGUUCAGUGUGGUCUCUUAUGAGCUGCAGUACACCAUCUUUACUGGGCAAGCAAAUGUGAUUAGUUUAUGUAACUCAGCCGACAGUUGGAUGAUUGUUCCAAAUAUCAAACAAAAUCACUACACCGUGCAUGGGUUACAGAGUGGCACUAAGUACAUCUUCGUUGUCAAGGCCAUUAAUCAGGCAGGCAGCCGGAACAGUGAGCCUGGCAAGCUGAAGACAAACAGCCAGCCAUUUAAACUGGACCCCAAAUCUGCCCACAGAAAGUUGAAGGUGUCACAUGAUAACCUGACGGUGGAGCGUGAUGAAACUUCUUCCAAAAAGAGCCACACACCUGAGCGCUUCACCAGCCAAGGGAGCUAUGGAGUAGCUGGAAAUGUGUUUAUUGACAGUGGACGGCAUUACUGGGAAGUGGUUAUAAGUGGGAGUACAUGGUAUGCAAUUGGUAUUUCUUACAAGACAGCACCAAAACAUGAGUGGAUUGGAAAGAAUUCUGCCUCUUGGGUGCUUUGCCGUUGUAAUAAUGCCUGGGUGGUGAGACAUAAUAGCAAAGAAAUUCCUAUAGAGCCUGCUCCUCACCUCCGUCGUGUUGGGAUUUUGCUGGACUACGACAAUGGUUCUCUUGCCUUUUAUGAUGCUUUGAACUCUCUACACCUUUACACCUUUGACAUAACAUUUGCACAGCCUGUGUGCCCCACGUUCACAGUGUGGAAUAAAUGUUUGACAAUUAUAACGGGCCUGCCUAUCCCAGAUCACUUAGACUCCAUUGAGCAGCUUCCGUGACUGCUAAAAGCAAAGGGAUAUAAUGCCAGCUUUCUGAUGGACUGCAAAAAUUCUGCCCACAGGACCUUCAGUGGAGCUAUUUGACAAUGUGGCAUACAAAACAUCCCAGAUGGCUCCAGCCAGAACUGAAUGUGGGUAUCUCUCUUUGCUGUGUAUUUUGUAUUAAAGGGCAAGAUGUGGCUUUAAUAAUUUCUCGGAACUAUUUUGUAUUUAGUCUCUUACAGGAAGAUUUAUAAAUUAUUUAUAUAAAGAACUCCUCAAUUUGGCUAUCUGGAUUAAAGUUCAUUGUUUUUGCACGAUAAGGGCCCCAUUCACAAACCUUUUCUACACUUUUGUUUUUACAAGGGGAUAACUAGAAGGAGUUUUGUUUCCUGGAAACUGUGCAACGGACACAUUGAUAUACUGUUGAUGUUACAUUGAACUCUGAUCUUACUGUGUGCAGCAUCUCUCAACUUCAGUUUUGUGCACCAGAAUGUGCAUACCAAAAAAGUGAAAUAAAAUAAACAGGGAAGGAAAUGGAGUUUUCCAGUACAACAAAAAGAAGAAGGGUUUAUUUACUUCUGUUCAUGAAUAGGUCUGCAUGUUAAACUUAUUCACAAAGAAACAUGGAAUACCUUCUGGAAA